Messenger RNA from Grammomys surdaster, 3011 nucleotides. RefSeq names its product FYVE, RhoGEF and PH domain containing 4 (gene Fgd4). Gene Ontology annotation, cellular component: cytoplasm. The record is from RefSeq and is a predicted model, not a curated record. The transcript has 17 exons. Bases 80 to 2602 code for a protein of 840 amino acids. Gene Ontology annotation, biological process: cytoskeleton organization; filopodium assembly. Lineage: Eukaryota; Metazoa; Chordata; Mammalia; Rodentia; Muridae. Gene Ontology annotation, molecular function: guanyl-nucleotide exchange factor activity; metal ion binding.
CUCUUUCCUCAAGAGGCAAGAGAUAACUUCAUUCGAAGAGAAACAGGUGCUGCUAGCUGUUAUUUGAGAGGAAUCUUUUAUGGGGUGCGGCAGCAAUACCUGUGCAAAGGUCGCUCCACCUUGUACGACAAGCAGCACAACUACAGAGGCUCAGAGAAUAAAUGGGAGGACACCAGCAAAACGCUCUGCUGCAAGUCCGAAGCCACAAGUGCCUCCAAAACCAUUACAUCUGCAGAAUUCACCUUCAUCCCAUAUACCCCAAGUCCCCAGGCAUAAAGCUUUACCUAGUGCAAAGCCAAGGAUGGAGGAGUCUAAUCCUGCCCCUACUUCUUGUGCCUCAAAAGGGAAACAUAGUAAGGUAUCGGAUCUCAUCAGUCACUUUGAAGGAGGCAGUGUUUUGUCAAGUUACAUUGACUUGCAAAAAGAUUCUACUAUGAACCUAAAUAUUCCUCAAACUCCAGGACUGCAUGGGUUAACUUCCACACCUCCACGAAAAUUCCUAUCCCAGCACUCUCCACAAAAGCAGGAAAACGAUCCAGAUCAGACUCAGGGCCAACAUGGUUAUUUGGCCAAUGGUGUGGUGGCUGCACAAAACCAGAUGGAAUGUGAAGAUGAGCAGGAGACUGCUCUUAGCCCAGAGACAACUAUUCAGCCAGCUGCCACCUCUCCUGAUACACAUGUGCUGAAUGGAGAAAGAAAUGAAACCACCACAGAUUCUGUAUCAUCUAUAACCAAUAGCCAUGAUGAAAAUGCUUCCAACAGCAGCUUCAGGACUCCAGGGUCUGACUUAGGGCUUCCCUCAAAAGAAGGAGAGCCAGGGAUGGAAGCUGAGCUCCAAGAGAGGGAAAAUGGGGUGACCACCAUGGGAUUAGAUACGCUGGACCAGCACCAUGACGUGAAGGAGACUAAUGAGCAGAAACUUCACAAAAUAGCCACUGAACUUUUGCUUACAGAGAGAGCUUAUGUCGGUCGGCUCAACCUCCUAGACCAGGUAUUUUAUUGCAAACUAUUAGAAGAGGCAAACCGAGGCUCAUUUCCUGCAGAGAUGGUGAAUAAAAUCUUUUCUAAUAUUUCAUCAAUAAAUGCCUUCCAUAGUAAAUUCCUAUUACCUGAGCUGGAGAAGCGAAUGCAAGAAUGGGAAACCACACCCAGAAUUGGAGAUAUCCUGCAAAAGUUGGCACCAUUCCUUAAGAUGUAUGGAGAAUAUGUAAAGGGAUUUGAUAAUGCGGUGGAACUGGUUAAAAACAUGACAGAGCGUGUUCCUCAGUUUAAAUCAGUGACUGAAGAGAUUCAGAAACAGAAGAUCUGUGGAAGCUUAACCCUGCAGCAUCAUAUGCUGGAGCCCAUUCAGCGGAUCCCUCGCUAUGAGAUGCUCCUGAAGGACUACCUGAAGAAGUUGUCUCCUGACUCCCCAGACUGGAAUGAUGCAAAAAAAUCCCUUGAAAUUAUAUCUACAGCAGCAAGCCAUUCUAAUAGUGCAAUAAGAAAAAUGGAGAACCUGAAGAAACUUUUAGAAAUUUAUGAGAUGUUGGGAGAAGAAGAGGAUAUUGUAAAUCCCUCAAAUGAACUAAUAAAAGAAGGACAAAUCCUCAAACUAGCAGCUCGGAACACAUCUGCACAAGAGCGCUACCUCUUCUUAUUCAACAACAUGUUGCUAUAUUGUGUGCCCAGAUUCAGCUUGGUGGGCUCAAAAUUCACAGUUCGAACCAGAGUUGGCAUUGAUGGAAUGAAAAUUGUGGAGACUCACAAUGAAGAAUAUCCACACACUUUCCAGGUGUCUGGGAAAGAAAGAACCCUGGAGCUGCAGGCCAGUUCUGAGCAAGACAAAGAAGAAUGGAUCAAGGCCCUUCAAGAGAGUAUUGAUGCUUUUCAUCAAAGACAUGAAACCUUCAGAAAUGCUAUUGCAAAGGAAAAUGACAUUCCCCUAGAAGUUUCUACAGCUGAGCUAGGAAAACGAGCCCCAAGAUGGAUACGUGAUAACGAAGUGACCAUGUGCAUGAAGUGCAAAGAGUCCUUCAAUGCACUGACCAGAAGGCGGCAUCACUGUCGGGCAUGUGGACAUGUGGUUUGUUGGAAAUGUUCUGACUACAAAGCUCAACUUGAGUAUGACGGUGGAAGAUGGAACAAGGUUUGUAAAGACUGUUACCAGAUAAUAAGUGGAUUCACAGACAGCGAAGAAAAGAAAAGAAGGGGCAUUUUAGAGAUUGAAUCAGCAGAAGUAUCAGGAAAUAGUGAGGUGUGCAGUUUUCUCCAGUACAUGGAAAAAUCAAAACCUUGGCAGAAAAUAUGGUGUGUGAUCCCCAAGCAAGACCCCCUUGUGCUGUACAUGUAUGGUGCUCCUCAGGAUGUCAGAGCCCAGGCGACCAUACCCCUCCUGGGCUACAUUGUGGAUGACAUGCCUAAGAGUGCAGAUCUGCCACACAGUUUCAAACUGACCCAGUCCAAGUCUGUGCACAGCUUUGCUGCAGACAGUGAGGAACUAAAACAGAAAUGGCUGAAAAUCAUCCUUCUAGCUGUCACAGGUGAGACACCAGAUGGCCCAACUGAGCAUCUAGCCACCUUGAACAAUCUCCCUGGACCGAAGAAAAAGUCAGAAUGCUAAACUUCAGCAGCUGCCAGUAUGGAGUCUCCAGUAACACAUAGCUCAAGACAUCCCCAGCUCUCCCUCCUCGUCUCUUAGCACUUUGCAUUGAGAAAUAUGGUUUCAUAAACACAUCUUUUGGGGACUGCUUUCAUAUGUUUAUAUAUAGUAAAAUCAGUGUGCAGAGUCAUUCUUCUGUUAAAGUUCUGAAAUAAUGUGGAAAGUGGAACCUUUUUUGAUAAGCUAUUCCUUAACUGUGUAUGUUUGCCUUGAGAGAGGGGAAAAAUGUUAAUUGAAUCACUACAUGGUUAUAAUGGGCCUUUCAUUUAAGAACUCCUUCAGUGUCUUGUUCACAUGUAGGACUUGUACCAGUGUGAAAGAUAUACCUCCGUGUAACCAAAAUAGAUCUAUGGUAUAAAAAAAAAGUACA